UCGUGUUUGAAGGACAAAUGUGGAAUAUUUUAUCCGGAAGCCGUGUAUUUCCAGUCUGCAGAUCAGGUCCUGUGAGCGUCAGUAUCACACAGUGAUCACAGUUCACACCUGCAGUGAAGCCCCUCCCACAACAAUUCACCAAUAAAUACUGGGAAUAUUCCCAUCAUCCUACAAGAGAAGGACAAACUCCAGGAGUAGCAGCUGAAAUCUGUGUGACUGUUAAAGUAAAGAUGGAGUUUAUUAAAGAGGAGAUUGAAGAGAUGACUGAUCCAGAACCAUCCAGAAUAAAACAUGAAGAUACUGAGGAACAAAUAGACUGGAUGGAGAUGAAACCGCAAAAACAUGAACUGAGUGAAGCAGAGGAGGAACAGCAGAGCAUCAAAACUCAAAGAACAAAAGCCAAUAAGCUGCACUCCUGCUCUCAGUGUGGAAAGAGUUUCAGACACAAAGGAGACCUUAAAAAACACACAAAAAUUCACACUGGAGUGAAACCGUAUACAUGCCCUCAGUGUGGGAAGAGUUUUGCUUUUGCAUCAGAUCUCAGUAAGCAUCUGCGUGUUCACACUGGAGAGAAACCAUUUAACUGUGAUCAGUGUGGUAAAGAUUUUCAUUCGUCAGCAAAUUUAAAACAACACCUGAAAGUUCAUUCAGAUGAGAAGCCUUAUGUGUGUUCAUUCUGUGGAAAGAGUUUUUCAAGGCUGGAUCAUUGUAAAACGCACCAGAAAACACACAAUGAAGUUAGAGAUCAUGUGUGUUGUGACUGUGGGAAGAGCUUUACUAGAACUGACCAACUGAAAAAUCAUCAAAGAACUCAUACUGGAGAAAAACCUUUCAAGUGCUCAUAUUGUGACAAGAGUUUCGCUCGUUCUGAUAACCUGAAAUUACAUGAGCGAGUUCAUACUGGAGAGAAGCCGUACUACUGUACUCAGUGUGGAGAGAGUUUCAUAUGUCCCAAAGGUCUCAAACAUCAUCUUUUCAUUCACUCUGGAGAAAAACCAUUUAACUGUGAUCAGUGUGGUAAAGAGUUUAUUUCAUCAUCACGUCUAAAACAACACCAGAAAGUUCAUUCAGAUGAGAAGCCUUACGUGUGCUCCUUCUGUGGAAAGAGUUUUUUAUGGCUAAAGAGUUUUAAAGGGCACCAGAAAACACAUAAUGAAGUGAGCGAUCAUGUGUGUUGUGACUGUGGGAAGAGCUUUACUAGAGAUGUCGAUCUGAAACGGCACAAAAGAAUUCAUACUGGAGAAAAACCUUACAAGUGCUCAUACUGUGAUGAGAGUUUUGCUCGUUCUGAAACCCUGAAAUCACACGAGCAAGUUCACACUGGAGAACCCGUACCAGUGUAUUCAGUGUGAGAAGAGU
This is a messenger RNA of Rhinichthys klamathensis goyatoka, 1359 nucleotides long. Its product is annotated as zinc finger protein 239-like. The record is from RefSeq and is a predicted model, not a curated record. Lineage: Eukaryota; Metazoa; Chordata; Actinopteri; Cypriniformes; Leuciscidae. Bases 231 to 1352 code for a protein of 373 amino acids. The transcript is spliced from 3 exons.